AUGGACAUUUUCAAAGCUGUCGCCAAUGUUGGCUCCAAGUUAAUUCCUCUUGUAUCACCUCUGCUUGAUCCAGUUGGCGGAAUACUCGGAUCACUUGCUGAGAGUGAAAUGUCUAAAAAACCUUACAUCACAAACAACAGUACUGCAGAGCGUGUUAUCCUCGCCGAGGCUGCAUUGCAAGCAGUCCUUGCGUCAGAGCAUACUGAAGCACUCACCUAUUAUGCGCAAGGAUCAAUUAUGGGUCCUCGGGUAUUGACCAUUUUAGGAAAGAACAUUAUCACGGGGAUUAUCAAAUGGACCGCAAUUUCCCACCAGAUAAACACAGAGGCUUAUUAA
Messenger RNA from Clonostachys rhizophaga, 336 nucleotides. The record is from the annotation of a GenBank genome assembly. NCBI's taxonomy places the organism in Eukaryota, Fungi, Ascomycota, Sordariomycetes, Hypocreales, Bionectriaceae.